UAAACUUUAAUAAGGUAGCAGGAAUGACUACAGAAAAAACUAAGUGGAAGGAGAUUUUAGAGGUGUUGAGUGUUCUGCAAUGUGUACUGACCUUUCUCCUUUUAGGGGUGUCUUGUAUCAUCUUGAUGGUGUAUCUCAUGUUUACCUCACUGUGGUCGCUCCCCACUCUAUACUUCAUAUGGCUGAUGAAGGACUGGAAAACCCCUGAAAGAGGAGGCAGGAGAACACUAUUUUUAAGGAAGUGGAAGGCAUGGGAACACUUGAGAGACUAUUUUCCAAUCAAGUUGGUGAAGACGGCCGAGCUGAAUCCAAACAAAAACUACAUCUUAGGCUGUCACCCGCACGGUAUCAUGUGUGCUGGAGGCUUUGCCUGCUUCUCCACAGAGAGCUGUGGCUUUGCGGAGGCAUUUCCUGGGAUGCGUUCCUGCAUGGCGGUAUUGGCAGGACUCUUCAAGAUACCACUCUUCAGGGACUACAUAAUGGCUGCAGGUCUUUAUCCAGUCAGCAAACCAAGCCUCACCCACCUCCUUUCAAAAAGUGGUAAAGGAAAUGCAGUGGUGAUUGUGAUUGGGGGCGCUGCAGAGUCUCUGGCAUCCUCUCCUGGAGUCAACACAGUGGUCAUGAAGCAAAGAAAGGGAUUUGUCCGGAUGGCUCUUGAGUUUGGGGCUGACCUGGUGCCUGUUUACUUAUUUGGGGAGAAUGAACUCUUUCGGCAGGUCGUUUUCUCAGAUGGCAGCCUAGGUCGGAGAUUACAGGACCUGUUCAAAAAGAUAAUGGGUUUCGCCCCAUGUCUAUUUGUUGGUGAGCGCUUCGGAUGGCUGCCCUACAGGUUUCCAGUCACCACUGUUGUGGGAAGUCCCAUCUCGGUGCCAAAACGUGUCACACCAACUGAGGAGGAGGUCGACCACUAUCAUAAACUUUACAUGGAGGGCCUGUCCAAAUUAUUCCAUGAACACAAGGUCAGCUGUGGACUUUCAGAAAGUCGCAAGCUUCAGAUCAUUUAGACGUUUUACUUAGCUUGAACUCCACCGCUGUAUUUUUAUAUGCUGCGCUUAAUGACACUCGCCUUCAACAGUACUCCAUCAAUAAGAGUUUACAG
Molecule: messenger RNA, 1099 nt
Organism: Scomber scombrus (Atlantic mackerel)
Lineage: Eukaryota; Metazoa; Chordata; Actinopteri; Scombriformes; Scombridae
Product: diacylglycerol O-acyltransferase 2-like
Exons: 8
Coding region: 24-1004 (326 amino acids)
Biological process (GO): triglyceride biosynthetic process
Cellular component (GO): endoplasmic reticulum membrane
Molecular function (GO): diacylglycerol O-acyltransferase activity
Source: RefSeq, a predicted model, not a curated record